AUGCUUGUCUUCCCUACACAGCUUCUUGCCCUGGCCUCAGCCCUGCCAGUUGCCCUGGCAUGCCUGGGCUACGAAGGCGGCGUCCCAGUGGCCACGGCAUCACACUCGAACUCGGCACCCAUCACCGUGAAGUCGGGCCAGGUCUACGACUGCGGGUGGGCCAGGUACGAUCGCGGCUCAGGCGCGUGCGGUAAUGGGGAGGGAGGCGAUUCUGAUGCCGUGUUCCUGGUUCAGGCCGGUGGAACACUUCGGAACUGCAUCAUUGGCAAGAACCAGAUGGAAGGAGUUCACUGCCUGGGUGCUUGCAACCUGGAGUUUAUUUGGUUUGAGGAUGUGUGCGAGGAUGCUAUCACAAUUAAAGGAGACAAGGCAGGCCAGGAAUCCUGGAUUGUCGGUGGUGGCGCAUACAAGGCGAGCGACAAGAUUGUUCAACACAACGGCUGCGGUACCGUGAACAUCAUCAACUUCUACGCGAAUGAUUAUGGAAAGGUCUACCGGUCGUGUGGCAACUGCUCCAGCCAAUGCAAGCGCAACGUCUACAUCGAGGGCACCACAGCCCGCAAAGGAGGAGAGGUCUGCGGCAUCAACUCCAACUACGGCGACACUUGCACGCUGAAGAACGUCUGCACCGACGCCUCGCACCCCUGCACCCUGUACAACGGUUGCGCGGGCGGCUGCGAGCCGUCGAAGGUUGGGUAUUGCUCGGGCUGA
Messenger RNA from Diaporthe citri, 711 nucleotides. RefSeq lists its product as uncharacterized. NCBI's taxonomy places the organism in Eukaryota, Fungi, Ascomycota, Sordariomycetes, Diaporthales, Diaporthaceae. The transcript is spliced from 5 exons. Gene Ontology annotation, cellular component: extracellular region. The coding region runs from base 1 to 711 and encodes 236 amino acids. Gene Ontology annotation, biological process: pectin catabolic process. Gene Ontology annotation, molecular function: pectate lyase activity. The record is from RefSeq and is a predicted model, not a curated record.